Parathielavia appendiculata is the source of this 465-nucleotide messenger RNA. RefSeq lists its product as uncharacterized. The record is from RefSeq and is a predicted model, not a curated record. The transcript is spliced from 3 exons. Lineage: Eukaryota; Fungi; Ascomycota; Sordariomycetes; Sordariales; Chaetomiaceae. Bases 1 to 465 code for a protein of 154 amino acids.
AUGGCCUUGGAGAAGAUUCCGGCCAACGCCUGCCAUAGGCAUAUCACCAUCGUCACCAGGAAGCACGAGGCUGCCGGCGCCGAAAUCUACACCCUGGCGGUGCUCAACUUCAAGGCCUACAAGCAGUCUAAGGCGCUUUCGUUCCGGCCCUUCCUCCAGCUCACGGCGCGUAAGUAUGGGGAUGCCUCGGCCGCGGCGUACGACAUCUUUGGCGGUAGCUUGCCCGACGACCUGAGCCACACAGCAAAGCUGGGCCUGCUGCCCGGGCCGAACCUGGAUAACCUCAACAUGCACAACAUGCGGAUGGGCCAGCGGGUCUUGGUUGACAUUGACGACUUUCUCAAGUCCGGGGAAGUCUAUCUUCUCCAGUGGGCGCGGCACACUAUCGUCCAAGCAACCAGCUGCGCCGUCUACGGGGAGCAGCACCCGUUUGUCGACCCGGAUGUUGAGAGCGCAUACUGGUAA